Molecule: messenger RNA, 1824 nt
Organism: Saxophila tyrrhenica
Lineage: Eukaryota; Fungi; Ascomycota; Dothideomycetes; Mycosphaerellales; Extremaceae
Exons: 2
Coding region: 1-1824 (607 amino acids)
Biological process (GO): mannose trimming involved in glycoprotein ERAD pathway; carbohydrate metabolic process
Cellular component (GO): endoplasmic reticulum; membrane
Molecular function (GO): calcium ion binding; mannosyl-oligosaccharide 1,2-alpha-mannosidase activity
Source: RefSeq, a predicted model, not a curated record
AUGUCAGCACUGUGGUCGCACUUCCAGAAGACGGACACACGACGAGGUGCCAUCCUCGUUGCGACAGCUGUCUUCCUCCUCGCGACCCUCGGGAGUCUCCUGAGUCUGCGGCCGUACUUCCACCGCCCUGAACCAUUGGCUACUGGCUCGGGACCUCACGAUGUCGGGUUCAGAUGGCAGGAUGUACCUGUACGCUAUCCGGUGACCUCGCUGCUGCCCAUGCCUACGGCGCCAGCGGCAGUGAUACCGAGGAUCCAGCAUGAGUUCAAGGAAGAGAGCGCCGAGGCCAGAAAAGUACGGAUAGAAAGGCAGGGUGCGGUCAAAGAAGCAUUCGUGCAUGCGUGGAAUGGAUACAAAGAGCAUGCGUGGCUGUCAGACGAAGUACACCCGGUGUCAGGGAAUACGGACGAUGGGUUUGGCCGGUGGGCUGCGACGCUGGUAGACUCGCUCGAUAUUUUAUGGAUAUUAGGCCUGAAAGAUGAGUUCACGGAAGCGGUGGAAGCGACGAUACGCAUAGACUUUACCGAGUCCAGUAUACCAAAAGUCAACAUCUUCGAGACGACGAUCAGAUACUUGGGUGGGUUCCUGGCCGCGUAUGAUCUAUGUGAUGGUGAGCGGGAGAAGUCUAUCUUGAUCAUGAAAGCGAAGGAAGUGGGAGAGAUGCUGAUGGUAGCGUUCGACGCCCCAAAUCGCAUGCCCGUGAGUCGUUGGGACUGGAAAAGAGUACGAAAGGGAGAUAAGCAGGUUGCUGGUGACUAUGUCAACGCGGCAGAGGUGGGAUCGCUAUGUCUCGAGUUUACUCGCCUCUCGCAGAUCACUGGCGACGGACGAUGGUUCGACGCAGCGCAACGUACAACAGAUCAUCUUGACGAGCAACAAAUGCAGACCAAUCUGCCCGGCAUGUGGCCGAUGCAUCUCAAUGUCAGCGGCCUCGACUUUCGAACAGACAGCAGAUACACACUGGGCUCGAAUGCGGACUCGAUGUAUGAGUACUUGCCCAAACAGCGUCUCCUGCUCUCAGGCCGGACGGACCAGUAUCGCCACCUCUACGAGCGCGCAGCAGAGGUCUUCAAGCCCCAGAUUCUCUAUAGACCAAUGACACCAAACGACACCGAUAUCCUCUUCUUUGGAGCCGUGACAGCCUUUGGCAACGCCACAGAACCUUCACUCUCAGGAGAAAUGCAACACCUCGUCUGCUUCUCCGGUGGCAUGGUAGCCCUCGCCGCCAAAGCCUUCUCCCGCCCGGACGAUCUCGAAACCGCCCGCCGCCUUAUAGACGGCUGCACCUGGCUCUACAACAGCCUACCCAACGGCAUCAUGCCCGAGCCAAGUCGCCACACCCAUUGCCCCAGCCAGAAGGCUUCAAACUGCAAGUGGAAUGAAACCCUCUGGCUCUCUCGGGUCGAACAAGAAAACAUCGACAAACACUGCGAUCCGAAACAGACACCACCCCGCGGCUACACCAACGUGAAGAACAAGCGCUACGAGCUCCGUCCCGAAGCAAUCGAGUCCGUCUUCAUCUGGUACCGUAUCAGCGGCGACACUGCGUACCAAGACGCCGCAUGGAAGAUGUUCGAAGCGGUGCAGAAGCACACUAGGACUAAGAUCGCGAACACGGAGCUAGAGGAUAUUUUGAGCGAUCCGCCGAAGAAGGCGGACCGGAUGCAGAGUUUUUGGUUGGCGGAGACGUUGAAGUACUAUUAUUUGAUAUUUUCCGAGCCGGGGCUGGUGAGUUUGGAUGAGUGGGUGUUGUAUACUGAGGCGCAUCCGUUUAAGAGGGAAGCCGCUGCAUUGAUGCCACAAAACGAGGCUUAUCUACUGUAG